UUCAGUACAAGAACAUAAAAAGUUUGGUACAGCGCUAAAAAGAAAGGAAUUUUAUAUUGAAUGUGCAGUAACUCCAAAACAGAAACGGUCAGAGAUGCAAACAAACGCUAUGGAGGAUUUGCUAAGCUGCAUUGCACACAAAGAAAUCAUUUCAAAUGAGUUAAAAAAAAGUCUUCCUGGUAUGUCAAAAGUAAGAGAUCAAAUGGCAAAAACUUUUGUGCAUAGAAGGAGAAUAAUACUUAAUUCUACCACAGCACAAAUACUAGAAAAGUAUCCAGGAUUAAGGAUUGCUACAGAGUUAUUAGAAGAGGUAAAUCUCAUAACUGGAAAUGAAGGAACCAAUAAAAUAAACCAGUUCUUUACUGCUGAAAGAUCUAUAAAAGUACUGGAGAUAGCCAAGUCGGGGAAAAGAAAUGCUAAAAAUAUUGACCUGAUGACUAACAUUGUGUCUGCCAUAGGAUCUGAGUCAAAUGUCAAUAUAGAAGCACAACAAAUGGGAGGAUCGAUGUUGUGCUUGCCCGCCAUGUUUGGUGAAAAAAAUUGAAAGAUGGAUCGUGAUAAAUAAGGAAUCAACUCUAAGCACAACAACAAUAAACAUUACUUGCUCAAAUCAAGCUAAUAUUCUGCAUUUUGAAGAUGUGCAUAUAGCGAUCUACCACAAUGGUUUAGUUAUUUGUAACGUUCUAUCCAUCGAUGAAGCAAUAAAAGUCUUGAUAGUAUCUUACUGGGUUUUUGAAAUAGCCUUCGAUCCGCGACUGCAGAAAACAUUGACAUUUCUAGCCAAUUAUAUUUGUGGGCUUAGUGAGUAUUGUGUCAGUCCACCGGUUCAGCGAUUGUUGAACAAAUUGUUGUAAACUUCUAUUUGUAAUAAAAGUAAUAAGCUUUUUUUUA
Messenger RNA from Hydra vulgaris (swiftwater hydra), 891 nucleotides. NCBI's taxonomy places the organism in Eukaryota, Metazoa, Cnidaria, Hydrozoa, Anthoathecata, Hydridae. The record is from RefSeq and is a predicted model, not a curated record.